AUGGCAUUUUUAGACCUCCCCACAGAAUUAAUCCUCCUCAUCUUACCGUCCUUGUCUGAAAGCGAUCUCACGCAUCUGCUACAAGUUCAUUCUUCUCUAUUCAAUAUUGUCCUCCCGUAUCUGUACAAGCGCCAUAUCCACGACAACACCAAAGGCCAAGACCAAGAGGCACAAGGACUAGCCCUCUUCCGCUGUACAAUCACAGGCAACACAGCAGCAGUCAGCCGCUUCCUCCACCACGGCGCCGAUCCAAACGCUUUGAUUAGCGCGGCAUCAAUCCGUCAGGUUAAAGCAAAUAUACUUUCUUCUUCUUCCUCUGGGGCCUUUGGAUUUCUGCCAUGGCACAAUAUGCAGACGCCAUUAAAUAUUGCUGCGAAUAUGGGGGAUGAUGCGCUAGUGUCUUUAUUGUUGAGUUACGGGGCGAGAGUUGAUGGGUUUUCGCCUAAAGGUCACCAGGGUACUGGUGAGGGUCGGCACACUGUGCAGCCGGCGGUGGUAGAUGCGCUCUUAUCAGGGCACAAGAGCACAGUCCGACUUCUACUAAAACGUGGAUCACCCAUGCAUGACUACGGCAUGGAGCGAGGGGGACUAAUCAACUGCGCCAUCGCGCGGGAACAAUUGUCGCUUCUGAAGCUGUUAGUAAAUGAGUUUGAGGCAGAUGUUAAUUUCACAUGGCAGGAGGGUGUGUAUCCGUUGAACAGAGCUGUGUCGUCGUCUAGCGAGGGAGCAGCGGAGAUUGUACGAUUUCUGCUGGAUAAUGGUGCAGAUAUCGAGGCAGCGAAUAGCUAUGGGGAAAACACUGGCCAUGGUCAACGUCUAUUGAAUCAGGUGAUCCGUCAGGGAACAAUUGAUACGUUGCGUCUGUUGCUGACCCGUGGCGUGGUAACAGCUACCGCUCAAGCGCUGAGUAAUAAAGGCGUCUUUCGCAUAUGGCUUAUGCAGAGAUGCGAUGCCGAAGUGGUGCGUCUGUUGCUCCAACACGGCUACUUCGAGCCAGACAGCAUCAAUGGCACGCUGAUGGCCGUCAUGCGUGCUCGACGCCUGGAUAUCCUUCAACUCUUCAUGGACAGUGGCGUCGAUCCCAACACAAGAACCGGCAUAGCAGGGUUAACUCUUCUGCACACGGCCGUCAUUUACUGCGCUGUUCGCAGUAUGCCCAUUGAAACAGGUCUGGCAUCAACGACGGUAUGUAGGGACCGCCCGAUGUCCCACGCUUUGAACCUGGUGCGUAAAAUAGAGUCCGAUCCUUCGCAGCAGAUCUCGACUUGUAUCGGCGCGAAAGUGGAAAGAUGUGCCCCGGAGGAGAUUGUGCGCUGUCUGAUCCGGGGAGGCGCAGAUGUGAAUGGUCUGGAUGCGCGGGGGGCCAGUCCAUUGGCUCUGGCUGAGAUGUGCCCUCUAUCGGUACAGCAAAUGCUUAUCGAUUGUGGAGGUAAAUAA
Messenger RNA from Talaromyces marneffei, 1437 nucleotides. RefSeq lists its product as uncharacterized. The record is from RefSeq and is a predicted model, not a curated record. Gene Ontology annotation, cellular component: cytoplasm; nucleus. NCBI's taxonomy places the organism in Eukaryota, Fungi, Ascomycota, Eurotiomycetes, Eurotiales, Trichocomaceae. Gene Ontology annotation, molecular function: protein binding. The transcript has a single exon. The coding region runs from base 1 to 1437 and encodes 478 amino acids.